Messenger RNA from Caenorhabditis sp. 36 PRJEB53466, 620 nucleotides. The record is from the annotation of a GenBank genome assembly. NCBI's taxonomy places the organism in Eukaryota, Metazoa, Nematoda, Chromadorea, Rhabditida, Rhabditidae.
AUGGUGACCCAGGCAAGCUAUGAGUGGAAGAAUUCCGUCGAUGCUGACGGAACUGUUGUGCUGGUCGGAGAAAUAGUGAACAGUCAGUUUCGAAAGGGAUCGACUUGGAUAUCCGAAAGAUUUCAAUUUCAGUUCGCGAAAAGCAAGUGUACGCGUGGUCUGUGUUCGCGCACCUCGAUGCGAUUUGCCAGGCCAGUGGGAUUUGUGGCGGAGCAGAAGCAGACACUACGACGGAACCUCCCACGACCACUGAGACAACAUCCACGACGACGACGACGACGACGACGACGACAACGACGACAACGACCACCGCGUCUACCGUCGUCACAACCCAUCAAAGUUCAACUGAGCAACCCACCACCACCUCUGAAAUUCUGACGACCGUUCCAACGUCCGAGCCAGCCGUUCUCACUGGUCCGCCGACGGUCGCUCCAACUGCCGCGCCCUCAAAAUCCGCGGUUCGUUCGAGUACCGCCCGAGUGCCAACCACGACGACCCGUGACGUCGAAAAAAUGUGCGAAACCUCGUAUGUCUGUUAUGAGGAGAACAUUUUCCUGGAGGCUGGCGCACACUUCGGAUGGCUCAUCGGGCCCGUUUUGAUCGCUUUCAUGGCUUUGUGA